CCGAAAUGAAUUAAGCUGUGCUGUUAAACCUCACCCUACGUGUGCAAACCGCCCCUCUCCGGCGUUUUUAUCUCGGAAUUCUCAGGGAGAGGGGGCAUUCCCUGUUAUCUGAAGGCCACUUAGCCGAGCUGAGAUGUGAUGUCACGCUCUGGAAAUACGCGGGGGUUUUCGAGCUCAGCCUGCCGGGACACAGACGUGACUUGGCUGCGAUAAACCUCAUUAACGUCCUUAAAAGCUGCGAGAUAACAGCAGAGAUCCCAAAGGGCGCUGGGGCUGGCCCGAGAUGAAUCCCCGCGGGCUGGCGGCCGCGCUUAGGCUCGGGUGAAGCUUUCGGGAGCGCUGAGCCGGGCUCAGCCGCUGAUCCAGCCCAAGGGAGACGCUCCCGGCUGGAGCAGGGAGCUGGAGCUCCCCGUCACCCUCGGCAGCACCCCGCGGAACCGGGGCAAAAACGGGAAUAGGGAAAUCCCACAGGCUGGAAUGUUCGUGCUUCCCUCUGGGAUGGUGCUCGCUCCUGGCUCGCAGGAUUCCUCUCCUUCCCUCUGGUUUUGAACUCAUCCUCUGCUAUCCAUAGAUUUUUUUGUCUUCCCUCCUGGAACGAAGCCGAGCAGGAUAACCCGCUGAUUGUCUGAUCUGUCCAGCCUGGAAUAAAAUCUUGUUUUUAAUGAAGCGCCAAGGAAAGCCGGAGCUCAGCACAAUUCCCUGCCCGCCGGAGAUCCUAAUCUCGCCUUGCCAGCAGAGCAGAGCGGGCACUGCCGCUCCAUGAGCCGGCCCCGGCACGGAGGCGAGCCCAGCCUGCUCCCGCACCCCUGGAUCCGGCAUUCCCGGCUCCAGCACCCCUGGAUCCGGCAUUCCCGGAUCCGGCAUUCCCGGCUCCAGCAUUCCCGGAUCCCGCUUUCCCUGCUCCAGCAUUCCCGGAUCCCGCUUUCCCUGCUCCAGCAUUCCCGGAUCCCGCAUUCCCGGCUCCCGGGCUGCCCCGGCCGCCGAGGGAGCGAUGGAAAAUCCCUGAGCCAGCGCCUGGAAAAUCCGUGCGGCAAAGGUGGGGAUUCUCGGCCGCCGCAUGAGCAGGUCCUGGCCGGGCCAUGGCCUGGCCACCGGGGCUGCUCCUGCUCCAGCUCCUGCUCCUGCUCCUGCUGUUCCUGCCCGGCCGCGCUCCGGCCGCGCGCAGCCGCGACUUCACCGCCAAGGACAUCGUCUACCUCCACCCCUCCACCACGCCGUACCCUCAUGGAUUUAAGUGUUUCACCUGUGAAAAGGCCUCAGAUAAUUACGAGUGCAACCGCUGGGCUCCAGAUGUUUACUGCCCCCGAGGGACCAGGUACUGCUUCAGCCAGCACAUGAUGAGGGCCAGCGGGGAGAGCGUGUCGGUCACCAAGCGCUGCGUGGCCCUGGAGGAGUGCCUGAGCACGGGCUGCACCUACACCCGCCACGAGGAGUACAAGGUGUGCACGUCCUGCUGCGAGGGCAGUAUCUGUAACCUGCCGCUGCCGCGGAACGCCUCGGACGCCGUGUUCGCCACGCUGUCCCCGCUCGGCGCCGCCGCGCCGCUGUCCCUGCCCCGCCUGGCGACACCCGCGGGGAUCGGCCUGGCGGUGCUGGCACAGCGCUGGCUCGCGGCCACUGCCACCGGACCCUGACCGCCACAGCGACAGCGAGAGGGACAGAGACCGGACAGGGACCGCGACAGCGAGAGUGACCGAGACAGCAAGAGUGACAGAGACCGCGACAGAGACAGGGACAGCGGCCGGACAGUGACUGCGACAGGGACAGCGAGAUUGACAGAGACAGGGACAGAAACCGGACAGUGACCGCGACAGAAACAGAGAUCUCAACCGGACAGCAACAGCGAGAGUGACAGAGACCGGACAGUGACAGAGACGGCGACAGGCACAGUGAUAGAGACAGCGAGAGCGACGGGACAGUGACAGAGACCAGACAGUGACAGCGACCGCGACAGAGACAGCGAGAGCGACGGGACAGCGACAGGACAGGGACGGUGAUAGGGAGGGUAACAAUGUCAGCGACAGGACGGUGACGGUGACAACGACAGGACAGGGACGGGACAGUGAUGGUGACAACGACAGUGACAGGGACCGCCACAGGACAGGGACAGUGAAAGGGACAGCGACAGGGACGGUGACAGUGCCAAGGACGGUGACAGCACAGGGACAGCGCCCCGCUGGCGCAGCCGGGCCGGACUCUGAGCUGCCGCCUGGUUCUGGCUGAUUCCCCCGAGCAGAAUUCCCGGCCUGCCCCGAUCGCUGCGGGAGCUCCGGGGAGGAUCCCGGGACCGCUCCGGGAAAACCUCCGGGGCUGGAAGAGCCGCCAAGCCCAGCCUAACUCGGGUAAAGCCUGGCUUAGCUGGCCAAGAACCGGCCCUGGAAGUGCUGGGUCCGUAUCCCCUCGGGAACAGCCGCGGGCUCUCCCCGCUCAUUAACACCCCCUGCUCAUUAACCGCGGUAAUUAACGCAGGAGCGGCUGCGGCUCCUGCUCCUCCGGGAUGGGCAGCGAGGAAGAGAAGGAGGAGAUCCCAUCACCCGGGACACGCGGAAAACAGCUGGAAUUCCCGAAUUCCACCGGAGAAAUCCCUAAAAAUCUGCAUUUCCUGCAGGAAACCGCUGGAAUUCCUAAAUUCAACAAGAGAAAUCCCUAAAAAUCCGCAUUUCCAGCAGAAAAACUCUGGAAUUCCCAAACUCCAGCAGAAAAAUCCCCCCCCCCAAAAAAAAAAUUAAAUUCCACAUUUCCAGCAGAAAACUGUUGGAAUUCAUAAAUUCCACCAGAGAAAUCCCCGAAAAAAUCCUCAUUUCCAGUGGAAAAUCGCUGGAAUUCCUAAAUUCAACCAGAGAAAUCCCUAGAAUUCCUCAUUUCCAGCAGAAAACAUUUGGAACCCCCAAACUCCACCAGAGAAAUCCCUAAAUAUCUUCAUUUCCAGCAGAACACUGCUGGGAUUUUAAAUCCCCUACCAGAGAAAUCCCUAAAAAAAUCCUCAUUUCCAGCAGAAAGCCACUGGAAUUCCACCAGAGAAACCCCUAAAAAUCCUCAUUUCCAGUGGGAAACAGCUGGAAUUCCCAAACUCCAGCAGAGAAAUCCCUAAAAAUUCCUCAUUUCCAUUCCCACCCUCAGCAGGAGGAUGAGGAGCUGCUGCUCCCCUGAUUCCCGCUGGUUCAGGGGGAAUAUUCCCAAUAUUUUCCCAUUUUAGCCCCAAAGCCUGACAGAGAGGAAAUGGAUCCCAAACAUCUCCUGGGGUUUUUAUUCCCUGGAUUCUGGGCUGGUUUGCUGGGAAAUCAGGAAUGCAAUAUUUAUUUUUUGUAGGUCAAGGAAGGUUUGGAAAUGCUGGAAAAAAAAAAAUUCCCCAAAUCCACUGAUCUUGCCAGGAAAAAAAGGAUGGUUUGCAAGUCAGUGAGCCUGUAAUAUAGAAAUGAUCCAAAAUUUAUAUAAAUAUAAAUAUAAAUAUAUAUUAAAUAAUGGUUUACAUCGCUUUUAAAAAAGAAUCAACUUCAUCUUGCAAAGUCAGUAAUAAAAGCAGGGUGUCAUGGACUUGCUUUAAAUUGGUUUUUAAUUAAUUUUUUUAAAAGAAUCAUUAAUUAUUGUGUCAGGAGUUAAUUUUUUCCUAUUCCUGCUCCCAGGUAAAUUGAGCUCUAUCCAAUUCUGGUGUUUUUAAAGCUCAAAAUGCUUUUUUGGGGGGGAAUUACAGGGAAAUGCAGAGUCCUGGAGAGCUCACAGAAUCCACCUGGGAUAUUCUGGAAAAUCAGGAAUCUGCUCCUGAGUUUUGUGGCCUUGGGAUGAAUUUUCCAGGGAGAUUUUUUGGAGGUUCAGGAGCGGCCCUUGCUCCCUGUUUAAUUCCAGGGGAUUUCUCCAGGGAAGGAAAAGCUCAGUGUGUUUUACAGGGGAUGUUAUUUUAAAAAAAAUAUAUAAAUAAAUUCUAGAUCAACAUCUUUAUAAAAAUUGUUCUUCACUGCUGUUUGUCUGGAAUGAUUUUUAAUAUAAAAUCAACAUUUUUUUUGGUCUCACCCCCAGCCAAACCUGGAAUUUUUCUCUCCUUUCCCCCCUCUCUGGUUUGAUUUUCUUUUUCUAUGCAAAUCCCACCUGGCUCUGGAGAUUCCCAAACCAAUCCAAGGCUGUUCCUCCUCUGGCAUCUCCCUGGAUAUUUAAAAAAAGGAAAUUCCAGUGUCUGACCCCCCUGCAGGAGUUUGGGGUUCCCUGAGCUCCGGGGGGUCCCAUAAAUUAUCAAUUUAUUUCUUGGGGGUCUCACCUUGAAAUGCUGAAUUGUUUUAACAGCUGUAAAUUCUUGUACAUUUGUAUAAAUAAAGGGAAAAAUUGAAAUA
This is a messenger RNA of Serinus canaria (Common canary), 4322 nucleotides long. It is a transcript of the gene LYPD6, whose product is annotated as LY6/PLAUR domain containing 6. The record is from RefSeq and is a predicted model, not a curated record. Gene Ontology annotation, biological process: positive regulation of canonical Wnt signaling pathway. The coding region runs from base 1080 to 1634 and encodes 184 amino acids. Gene Ontology annotation, molecular function: acetylcholine receptor inhibitor activity. Lineage: Eukaryota; Metazoa; Chordata; Aves; Passeriformes; Fringillidae. The transcript has 5 exons.